Papaver somniferum (opium poppy) is the source of this 1743-nucleotide messenger RNA. RefSeq names its product tRNA pseudouridine(38/39) synthase-like. The record is from RefSeq and is a predicted model, not a curated record. Gene Ontology annotation, cellular component: nucleus; cytoplasm. The transcript is spliced from 15 exons. Lineage: Eukaryota; Viridiplantae; Streptophyta; Magnoliopsida; Ranunculales; Papaveraceae. Gene Ontology annotation, molecular function: RNA binding; pseudouridine synthase activity. Gene Ontology annotation, biological process: mRNA pseudouridine synthesis; tRNA pseudouridine synthesis. The coding region runs from base 108 to 1514 and encodes 468 amino acids.
AAGGUGGGGGCUGCUGCACACAAUAUAUUUGACUUCCGCACAUGAUAGAGAAAAUCCGAGUUCAGAUUUCAGGAAAGGUUUAAGGUCUCUGAGAACAGAAAAUUAUAAUGGCGGUAGAAGGAAAAGAUGACCAUUCUUCUCCCCUAGAUACUCCGAUGGAAGUUCUGGACGGUGGAGAUGCCAUAAGUAACCUCCAUUCCGAGCUGAAAUCUCUCAAACUCAGAGUAAAGGAAUUAGAGAUGGAGAAUGCUUCAUUGUUGGCCCAGAUUUCGAAUUGCCACUGUCAAAAGUUAGAAAAGAGUUUGAGUCAAAUUGUUGUAUCCAACAACAAUUCUGAAAAUGAGGAGAGAAAGAGUGGAGAUGUUGAACUUCGUUCUAAUAAGAACUCCGAUAUACAGGGCGGAAUCAAACCCAUUCAUAAAAUUAGAACAAGAAGGCAAGAAAGAGUGAAGAAGGGUUACAUGAAGUCGUUGCAUAAUUAUCCCCAGCGAUAUGUUGCUCUUAAAAUGAUGUACUUUGGUAAACGGUUAAAUGGAUUUUCUUGUGAGGGAGAAAAUCCAACUGUUGAGUCUGAAUUGUUUGAAGCUCUCGUGACGACAAGGCUUCUGGUUGUUGACAAGUCAGAGUCACAAUACUCUAGGUGUGGGAGAACAGACAAAGGUGUUUCUUCUGUUGGGCAGGUAAUUGCUUUGUUGCUACGGUCAAAACUCAAACACACAGGGGAGCAUGAAAACUGCAAGCCCACACAAGCCAUGUAUGAUAAGGAAAUUGACUAUGUGAGGGUGCUGAACAGAGCCCUUCCAAAUGACAUCCGAGUCAUUGGCUGGUGUCCCGUUCCUAGUGAUUUCCAUGCAAGGUUUAGCUGUUUGAGCAGGGAGUACAAGUAUCUAUUCUGGAGCACAAAUCUUGACACCUUGUCGAUGCAAAAGGCUGGUACGAAAUUUGUCGGGGAGCACGAUUUCAGGAACUUCUGUAAGAUGGAUGCAGUGAAUGUGCACCACUACAUGCGGAAUAUUAUAGCAUUUGAUAUUUCUUCUUGCGAUGAAAGGUCCAGAGACAGUCAGCUUUGGGCAAUGACCAUUAAAGGUAGUGCUUUUCUGUGGCACCAGGUCCGCUGCAUGGUUGCUGUAUUAUUUAUGAUUGGUGAAGGUCUUGAAUCCCCUUCUGUGAUAGAUGAAUUACUAGAUACAAACAAGAUUCCAAGGAAACCGCAGUAUGUCAUGGCAACUGAGCUUCCAUUGGUUCUCCAGUCAUGCAAAUUCAAAGAUCUUAAUUUUAUCUGUUCACCAGAUGCAGAGCAGGGUUUGAUGGAGCACUUAACAAAUGAGUUCAAAACUUACAAACUCCAAGCUGCUAUCUUUCUGGAGGCACUGCUAAACUGCUCUUCUACAAAUGAUCGAGGUCCCUCAGUAUAUGGCAAGAAGAAGGCAACCCACAUCCCUCUCAUAUCACGGCCAACAGAACCAUCCUAUGAUGAGCGGCUGGCGAAACAUAAAUCGAGGACAAAAUCUUAAGAGCAGAGUUGAUUAAUUUGGUUCAUCAGAAACAUUUGUCACAUGUUCACAGACAGCCUACUGAACUGUACUAGUUAUAGUAGAUUCCACUUACGUUUGUAAACGUAAAAAGGAAAUGGUCCUGUAGUCAAGUAAUUCUUUUUUCUUAAGGAUGCACUUUUGUUACACGCUCAUUAUGGCGUAUAAUCUCUUAUUCUCUUAAAUUUAAUCGAUUGGUCUUUCUUCGGCA